Messenger RNA from Aureobasidium vineae, 1244 nucleotides. The record is from the annotation of a GenBank genome assembly. Lineage: Eukaryota; Fungi; Ascomycota; Dothideomycetes; Dothideales; Saccotheciaceae.
CCGCCGGUAUAGUCACCAGCAUGCUCAACAAACUCCACGGCCAGCCCGACAGCUACGACAAGAAAGCCAAGUACAAGUUUGGCAAGACGCUCGGAGCUGGCACCUACGGCAUCGUCAGAGAAGCAGAGUCGCCCCAAGGAAAAUGCGCCGUCAAGAUCAUCCUGAAGAAGAACGUCAAAGGCAACGACCAGAUGGUCUACGACGAACUGCAGAUGCUUCAGCGCCUUCAACACCCUCACAUUGUCAAGUUCUUUGAUUGGUUCGAGUCGAGAUACUACAUCGUGACGCAGCUUGCAACUGGCGGAGAGCUGUUCGACCGCAUCUGCGAAAAGGGCCGCUUCACCGAAAAGGACGCUUCGGCAACCAUAAGACAGGUCUUGGAAGCCGUCGACUACCUCCACCAGAACGACGUCGUCCAUCGCGAUCUCAAGCCCGAGAACCUCCUAUACCUCACCAAGGCCGACGACUCGACUCUGGUCCUCGCCGACUUUGGCAUUGCCAAACAUCUCGACAGCCCCGACGGCGUGCUCAAGACCAUGGCCGGCUCCUUCGGCUAUGCAGCACCAGAAGUCAUGCUCAAGAAGGGACAUAGCAAGCCUGUCGACAUGUGGUCCUUGGGAGUCAUUACCUAUACUCUUCUCUGCGGUUACUCGCCAUUCCGCAGCGAGAACCUGACUGACUUGAUCGAGGAGACCAAGCACGGAAGAGUUGUCUUCCAUGAACGCUACUGGAAGGACGUCAGCAAGGAGGCUAAGGACUUCAUCAUGACUCUGCUGGUGCCCAAGCCCGAGAACAGAGCCACGAGUGCAGUACGUCUGGAAGGACCUAAUGCAUGGAUCGCCGGCAAGGGCGCAACCGACCACAACUUGCUGCCCGAGAUCAAGGCAUACAUGGCCAAGGCCCGCCUGAAGCGCGGCAUCGAAUUGGUCAAGCUCGCCAACCGUAUCGAAGCACUCAAGAUGCAAGAAGACGAAGAGGAGGAGGUCCCACAGUCCGGAGACGUGCCCGCCGGCGCAAAGCAGGCGGCAGGUGAGGUAUUGGCACAUCAGGACCAGAAGCCCCUGGAAGCCGGACUCAAAGUACCGGAAGACAAGGGAGUGACACACAAGCGCAGUCUGAGCAAGCUCGCCAAGGGAGCCAUCUUCCGCGAAGUCGUCCUGGCCAAGGUGCGUGAGAUGAAGGCCGACGAGGAGGCACAAAAGAUUACGUCGACCGGAAGUUUCGACAAGGGGAAGGAGAGCAGG